This is a messenger RNA of Megalobrama amblycephala (Wuchang bream), 1968 nucleotides long. RefSeq names its product LIM domain binding 2b (gene ldb2b). Gene Ontology annotation, biological process: positive regulation of transcription by RNA polymerase II; nervous system development; negative regulation of transcription by RNA polymerase II. Gene Ontology annotation, cellular component: nucleus; transcription regulator complex. The transcript has 10 exons. Lineage: Eukaryota; Metazoa; Chordata; Actinopteri; Cypriniformes; Xenocyprididae. Gene Ontology annotation, molecular function: LIM domain binding. The record is from RefSeq and is a predicted model, not a curated record. The coding region runs from base 181 to 1158 and encodes 325 amino acids.
CUCCCUCCCCCUUUCCUUCUCUCCUGCUCUCCUCUCUUCUCACAGCAGAGCGCGCGUGUGAUUUGACAGUCGCAUCUCUCCGUGUGUCCGCGAGCGCGCGUGUGUGUGUAUGUUUACGAUCGUCGUGCUCCACGUGCGGCGUGUGGAUGCGCUCCUCGCGCGCUGUCGGUAACAGAAACCAUGACCGGCGCGCCGCGCGACCCCUUCUACUCCUCUCCGUUCGGUCCGUUUUACCGGAGACACGCGCCCUACCCGGUGCAGCCGGAGUACCGGAUGCACGAGCUCAACAAACGGCUCCAGUCCCGGCCUGAGGACUGUGAUAUUCUGUGGUGGGAUGCAUUCUGCACCGAGUUCUUUGAAGAAGAUGCCACACUGACUCUAUCAUUUUGCCUGGAGGAGGGACCCAAGACAUACACCAUCGGGCGCACCCUGAUCCCUCGUUACUUCAGUUCUCUGUUCGAAGGAGGAGUCUAUGAGUUGUUUUUUGAGCUGAAACAAACAAAGGAGUCGUUCAACAACUCAACUAUUACUGUCGACUCUCAUCACUGUACAAUGACAACACAACAUGGCAAACCUACAUUCACUAAGGUCUGUACUGAAGGUCGUCUGAUUCUUGUGUUCACCUUUGAUGACCUCAUGAGAAUCAAAACAUGGCACUUCACUAUCACACACUACAGUGAGCUCAUUCCCCGCAGUGUCUUGGCUGUUAAUGCACAAGACCCUGGAGCUCUGGAACAACUGUCCAAAAACAUCAGUCGAGUUGGACUUACCAACCUCACACUGAACUACCUCAGAUUGUGUGUGAUUCUAGAGCCGAUGCAGGAGCUCAUGUCUAGGCAUAAGACAUAUGGACUGAGUCCCAGAGACUGUCUGAAGACCUGCCUCUUUCACCAGUGGCAGAGGAUGACAACACCACCAGUUGGACCCUCACCAAACUUCAAGACAGAAAUAUUUCCCUCUAAUUCCAAAAAAUCAGAGCCAGCCAAACCAGCAACAAAGAGAAGGAGGAGGAGGAACUCAGCUGGUAGCGCGUCCAAUAGCAGCACAGGAAACAGCAAGAAGCGCAGCCCAGCCAAUAACUUCAGCCUACCCUCACAGCCUAAACGUGUCGCCGGGGAAACGAGGGGUGGCGGGUGGCUGGAGGCGGAGCUUAGGUAGGAUGUGAUGGUGGUAGGGGAGCCCUCUCUAAUGGGAGGGGAGUUGGGUGACGUGGACGAGCGUUUGAUCACACGCCUAGAGAAUGAACAAUACGACCCCGUCAACGGUCUCCAUGAUGACGGUCUCCAUGACUUCGCCAACUCACCGACACUUGGAAACGGCAGCUCCUGGAAUGGCCAGCACCCUAGCAACCAGGACAGUAAGCCUGAUACCAUGGCAACGCAGCAGUUGGAGUAAUGUGAUCUGACAGUGGGUAGCUAUGGCAACGGUGCUGUCAAGGGAUGGGGGUAUUUUCAACUGUAGAGAGGAGGCAUUGCUGGAGAGAAGGUGUGUGUGUGCGCGUGCGUGUGUGUAUGUGUGUGUGUGCAUGCUUGCGUUUAUGUUGGUGUGAGACGGUGUAUACUUGAGACUUACAGCUUCAACCAUUUAGUUUAUGUAUUCAAAACAAAACAAAAACAAAACAAAACACUGCAAGCCUUGUACAGAUAUUAAUUCAUUUCAUAUCAGAAUUUUUCAGCCCUUUUUUUAAAGCUCAGUGGAUGUCUCGGCUUCAUUCUGUACCGUACUGUUUGGUUUCGCUACAACAACCUGAUGAAGAAAACUCCCAUUGUGAACGCUAUAGCGUUUUGAGCAUAAACGCAGAUAUCUUUAUUGCUCUAAAGUUUAAUGCAUAUUGUAAAACACAUGCAGAUCUGUGCUGUAGUUGUGUAUUUUAUGUAUGGUUUUCAAUAAUUUGCAUUAAUAAAAUGAUUCUGUGUAUUUGGUUAUUGAUAUCAAUGUAAAACAUUUUCAUUGUUAUAAUCCAAAAAA